Molecule: messenger RNA, 690 nt
Organism: Vicia villosa (hairy vetch)
Lineage: Eukaryota; Viridiplantae; Streptophyta; Magnoliopsida; Fabales; Fabaceae
Product: multiple organellar RNA editing factor 9, chloroplastic-like
Exons: 2
Coding region: 34-576 (180 amino acids)
Biological process (GO): chloroplast RNA modification; cytidine to uridine editing
Cellular component (GO): chloroplast
Source: RefSeq, a predicted model, not a curated record
ACCAGUUGAACGUGAGCCUUAUCGUUAUUUUCAAUGGCAUUGUCACAAUUUCGUUCUUCUCUCAAAUUCGGUAACCCAUUUCCAAUGGCAACCUUCUCUUCCUUCACCAUCUCCUCCAAAACCCUAACCCCACCUAACCACCCCAAAACCUCAUCUCUCAAUUUCAACAACCUCUCCAUCCGUACCAAAAUCCGUACCCGGAACCCUAUCCAUAUUCGUGCGGCGGCCAAGGAAGAUUUCUCUUCCAACAAAAGCAGAAGCAAUGAGCAGAAGGAAACGAUUAUGCUUCCCGGUUGUGACUACAACCAUUGGCUCAUUGUAAUGGAGUUUCCUAAAGACCCUAAACCCUCUCGUGAACAGAUGAUUGAUACUUACCUUCAAACUCUUGCUACUGUCUUGGGAAGCUUUUGGAAGAAAAAUGCAGAAUUUGUCCUCGCCCGCAAGGUGUUCGAUGAAAUGUCCCAACUGAAUUCGUCAGUCUUCUUCUUCCGUUCUCAACAUUUUCAUUUCUUGGAUUUUUUUUUAUUUGUUCAACAUUUUCAUUUGUUGGAUUUUUUUUUAUUUGUUGAAAAUUGAAAUAUUGUUCCUCUUGUUUCAGCUUUUGUGGCGAAGUUAGCGGUGAGAGAGGAAUUUGAUUUAGUUGAUGUUAACGGCUCAACGAAAUUGAGGAAUGUUUAUUGUACGAGUACU